CUUCAGAGUUCUGGGGACCACAGAGAAAACAACACACAAAAGGUCGUUUGAGGUUGUGAGUUGUGACCAUGAGCACACUGGAGGACGUCCCGUUUCAGACAACACAGGGUCCACUGGAGGAGGAAGUACAGGUGGUGACAGCUCCAGACCUCACCACAUCAGACCUGCAGCGAGUACUACGGGAGACUGAGUAUAAUUUCAAGCUGGAGAAAUUGAUUUUAAGCAGACACCAGCCAGUUGGCAAGAACCCAUCCUGUCCUCCUUACUGGCUGAUGUUUAGGAGCCCUAAGGGGCGUCACAGGAGCAGCUGCAGGUGCAGUGAACUGCGGGCCUCGAUCCUUCGGCCCCGCAGUCACAGCCUGACCUCUGCAGACUGCGCUCGGCAGCACCAUCGCACUGUCAAGUUCCUUCUGCCUGACUCAGAGGAUGAUGAUGGUGAUAAUGAAGAUAAUGAGAGCUCCUCCACUGAUGAUGCACCUCGACCUAUGAAAAGCAGAGAGAGACCUCGUAGCGCUGCACCUCAGAUCCCCUCGGGCCACAGAGGCAAUUUACCAACCAUCCAAGACUUUAAACCACCUGUGCGCCACCUGGAGAAGCAAAGAUCCCUGCAGGUCAGCCCUGUGCCCCACGGACAGAAGAAUGGAAAGAAGAGGCAGCGCUCACUGAUCUCUGUGAGAAAGUUCUCUCUUAACUCACCACCUGCCAGUGCUUCUCCAUCCAGACUGCAGCAGCAGCAGCAGCAGCACAGACCCUCCUCUGCAGGGCCUGUAGUCAGAAACCAAAGACAGAAGCAAGCCAUGAGGACUGGUGGCUCUCGUGGGGUUUUCUUUGACUCAACAGCAGAGUUGCUGUCAGCACUCAGCCAGGAAGAGAGGGAGCUUCUGGAAACCAUCACAGAGAAGGGCUACCCUUUACGCACAGCUAUUCUGGCUCUGCAAAAAACAGGCUAUCACUGCCCAGAGAAGAUCCUAAAGUACCUGGUUGCCAGAGAGCGUCUGUGUGGACUGGGCUAUGAUGAAGCCCAGAUAGAUGAGGCCUUGGAGAUGUUUCAGAACUGUGAGAGCAAGGCUGCCGAGUUCCUGCGGCUCCUCACUCAGUUUAACGAAAUGGGUUUCCAGCAGAGUGCAAUCAAAGAGGUGCUGCUUGUUCAUGAAAAUCACCGUGAGAGGGCUCUCGAAGAACUCAUGACACGUACAGGUUAAAAAAAAAAAAAAAAAGGAUUCAUUUUCACAUGUACAGUUUGUAAAGGGUCAGGGUACCAAAGUAUAAUCCAUAUUUCUGACAAAACCAAAAUACGAAAAUACGGAAA
Molecule: messenger RNA, 1309 nt
Organism: Solea solea (common sole)
Lineage: Eukaryota; Metazoa; Chordata; Actinopteri; Pleuronectiformes; Soleidae
Product: ubiquitin-associated protein 1-like
Exons: 6
Coding region: 69-1202 (377 amino acids)
Biological process (GO): ubiquitin-dependent protein catabolic process via the multivesicular body sorting pathway
Cellular component (GO): ESCRT I complex
Molecular function (GO): ubiquitin binding
Source: RefSeq, a predicted model, not a curated record